CCCCUCUUCCCGUAUCUUAUUUAUUCGUGCUGCCGCCUCCCGUGUCGUUAUUCCGCCGCCAUGCCUGGGUUACUGCUGGGUGAGACGUUCCCAAAUUUCGAGGCCGACACCACCAUCGGCAGAAUCAAAAUACACGACUUCUUCGGCAAUGACUGGGGUGUCCUCUUCUCUCACCCACGGGAUUAUACUCCUGUUUGCACCACCGAGCUUGGACGGGCAGUAAAAUUGGCACCAGAGUUCAAGAAACGCAAUGUUCGGAUGAUUGCCCUGUCCAUAGACUCUGUAGCAGAUCAUCUUGGUUGGAGCAAGGACAUAAAUUCAUACAACUGUGAUGAACCCACGGAGACUCUACCUUUUCCUAUAAUUGCAGAUCCCAAACGGGAUUUGGCUAUAAUGUUGGGUAUGCUGGAUCCAGAUGAAAAAGACAAUGAAGGGAUGCCAGUGACUGCCCGGUGUGUAUACAUUAUUGGACCAGAUAAGAAAAUGAAGCUCUCUAUUCUGUAUCCAGCCACCACUGGUCGAAACUUUGAUGAGAUUUUGAGGGUUGUGGACUCGCUUCAGCUGACUGCAACACACAAUGUUGCAACUCCUGUAGACUGGAAGCCUGGUGACAGAGUUAUGGUGCCACCAAAUAUUCCUCAAGAAGAAGCUAGUAAAAUAUUUACUUGUGGAGUGUUUACCAAAGAUUUGCCUUCAGGCAAGAGUUACCUGCGAUACACAGCACAACCGAAAUAAAGAGGAAGAAUACAUUAAUUUGAGUUGUAUACAAGGUGUCUUGAUUGAAUAUGAUUGUUCUGCUUUGUAUAGAUGCUACGGAGCAAAAUCAACAUUGACAAGGAGUCCAUAACUGAUUUCUCUAAAACUCCCCUACUGUAAGGUUGGACUAGAAUUGGUAUGUCAAUCCAAUUCUGUGGAAGGAACCUAUUUUGGCAUUUUAUAUUCUGUGCAAUCUAGCUUUACAGCUGACAAUCUGUUCUGAGAUGCCCCCAGAUGUUGGCAUUUAUCAUAAUGGAACUGUGAAUGUUUAAUGAUCAAGAAAUGCCUUUUUUCCCCAUGAAUAAAUUCCUGUACAGGUAAAAUCCUAUUUUGGUGCCUUCCCAUCCAAAGUGUAUGCAGUGAUCCAAUUAUUUCUUGAUUUGCCAAAGGUUACUCUGCAUUGGUACUAGGGUGCUAAAGUUUAGACCAUCUCCGUUUCGUUUAUGAUUGUGGAAUUUCUUCAGUUGAAUAAAUUAAUUUGAACUGGAAA
Messenger RNA from Pelobates fuscus (common spadefoot toad), 1246 nucleotides. RefSeq names its product peroxiredoxin-6-like. Gene Ontology annotation, cellular component: mitochondrion; cytosol. Lineage: Eukaryota; Metazoa; Chordata; Amphibia; Anura; Pelobatidae. Gene Ontology annotation, biological process: cell redox homeostasis; cellular oxidant detoxification. The record is from RefSeq and is a predicted model, not a curated record. The transcript has 5 exons. Gene Ontology annotation, molecular function: peroxiredoxin activity. The coding region runs from base 61 to 735 and encodes 224 amino acids.